AAACCGGAUUUAUAAGUUGCCUGCGUCUCCCUUCCGUUCUUGUUCUUCUUCUUCUUGGGUUCCUUCCCUCAGGCUUCUAUCCUACCCAGGCUUGUUGGGAGAAUCCCACUACAUCAUUUACGAAACAAACAAGGCAUCUGGGUUUCUUGACACACAUGCUGCUUGGCCCGCAAGAUGGACAACAUUGUGGAUUCUCUAAACAACGCAUACCAAGAGUUUGUCGUUGCUGCAGCUAAUGUGCUCGAGGCCAAGGAAACUUCUGGCGGCCAAAAGACAACAGCCACGGAUACUGCUCUAGAGAGCUUUAAGCAGAAGUGGGAACUUUUCAGAGUGACUUGUGAUCAAGCAGAGGAGUUUGUGGAGUCUGUGAAGCAACGGAUUGGCUCAGAGUGUCUGGUGGAUGAGGCAACCGGCCCUGUGGUAGGGAAGUCUGGGCAGACUACGACAACUGGUCUCCCGCCAAUCAGUGCAGUUCGAUUGGAACAGAUGAGUAAAGCUGUUCGUUGGCUUGUCAUAGAACUUCAACAUGGUUCUGGAACAGCUGCUGGUUCAGCACACUCUCAUCAAUCAGCUCCCUUCGAUGCUAGAUUCUCUGAAGAUUCAGCUCCGUAGAUUUCAUCUUUGGAACAUCAGGUGAAUAAGAUGGGUUAUAUAAGCAACCCUGAGGAAUGUUAAACAUGCUGUCUGCAGUUGAAAGACUAGGAUUCUGCUGUGUUUGGGUGAUAUCAAAUGCACGGGAUGCAGUCGUACUAGGUUCCAUAUUAUUGCUCUGCUUCAGCAGUUGCGCUUUUGUGGGAAGCAAUAUGCAAAUCAUUUGUGGUUCCUGUGUAAUCUGGCACUGCCCAUAGUAUUGUUGCCUAAUGUACGCUUACACCUACAAUAGACUAUUUCUAGGAGACUUUUAACUUGUAACAGCUGAUCAACAGCCAAGAGCCAAGAGCAGUGCUUUUGUUGAAGUCAUGUAUUUACUGCUCUUUUCUUUGUAAUUGUAGGAAGGAUGCUAAUCUCAAUAAGGUCAUCUUGAAAAAGAGAAAAAAUGCAUUAUGAAUUCACGAUCAA
This is a messenger RNA of Rosa chinensis, 1059 nucleotides long. Its product is annotated as mediator of RNA polymerase II transcription subunit 32. Gene Ontology annotation, biological process: cold acclimation; root development; leaf senescence. Bases 175 to 612 code for a protein of 145 amino acids. The transcript has 4 exons. The record is from RefSeq and is a predicted model, not a curated record. Lineage: Eukaryota; Viridiplantae; Streptophyta; Magnoliopsida; Rosales; Rosaceae. Gene Ontology annotation, cellular component: mediator complex.